Messenger RNA from Cylicocyclus nassatus, 956 nucleotides. The record is from the annotation of a GenBank genome assembly. Lineage: Eukaryota; Metazoa; Nematoda; Chromadorea; Rhabditida; Strongylidae.
GGUCAUAAACAGGCAAUGGUUUCAUUUGAUUUACUUCAAAGAGGGCGGGACAGCUGCAAAAUAUGUUAUCUGGCAACCGCUUUCUUUUCGCAAGCACAACCGCAAGAAGGCGUGCCACUUGAAAUCUCUCCCCUCAUUCCUUAAAGUUUCGUAUGAGCCAACCAUAUUAUAAUCAGCCACCUAGCCAGCCUUAUUAUAACCAGCAGCCUGGCUAUUACCCGCAACCACCACCAAAUUAUUAUCCUCAGCAGCCACCACCAAUGCAACCUUAUCCUCAACAGCCAGCUCAACCUUACCCUCAGCAGCCGCCGCAGACAGUCUACGUACAACAAGCUCCACCACAAAGUGACAGCUCGGGCUUCUGCGCUGCAUUUCUAGCGGGUAUGUGCUGUGGAUGCUGCAUGGAAAAUUGCUGUGAUAACAUGGUUAAUUGGUGUGAUUGAAGAUGUGUCAGCAGCUUUCCCGCUACCUUCGCUGUACUACCCUAAUUAUACGCGUACAGGGCGCACUUUUUUUUCGAUUUUUCAAAUGAGCCGCUUAGCCGCUUCAAUGUAUCUCGGGAUCGAUUUUUAUGCCGUACGAUUCCUUCAAGCAAUAUACAGCAAGGUAUAGGUCCUUUGGUUACGAAGUCCUUCGGCGUGGUUGGUCUCGUCGAUUUUGGAAAAAAUUUUCCCCGCGCCUAGUACGCGUGAAAUUAGGGUAAUUUGUUUGACAAAAAAGCCUAUGCGGUAUUAAUUGAAAUUCUGUCAAUGUCAGAGCAGUAGGAGUGUAUCCCAAUGAUGUUGUAUUCGAAGUGUUGGAACGUGAUGGAAAUGCAUGUGCCAAAAAUAUACCAAAGUAGUAAAUACAGCGGCCAUAAAGACGGCACGGAUGUCUGCAGUUGUAUGUAUUAAUCACUAACGAUGUUCUUCCCGUUACUGCUCAAGAUUCACAAUCUUAACACAUGCAUUCGUUGC